Guyanagaster necrorhizus is the source of this 1721-nucleotide messenger RNA. Its product is annotated as DHH phosphoesterase. Bases 178 to 1473 code for a protein of 431 amino acids. Lineage: Eukaryota; Fungi; Basidiomycota; Agaricomycetes; Agaricales; Physalacriaceae. The transcript has 2 exons. Gene Ontology annotation, cellular component: cytoplasm. Gene Ontology annotation, molecular function: exopolyphosphatase activity. The record is from RefSeq and is a predicted model, not a curated record.
UAUAGGCCCCUUUGCGUCAAAAAAUUAGAUCAAAGGCGGGAGUAACACAUACCAGAAACUUCUGAAGGACGCAAGACAGGAAAUUUAGAUGACAGGUCCCGUACAUGUCACACCACUCAACCACCCCGAUCUUCAAAUUCCUCUUUCAUCCGAUCCUGGCGCUCUCUGCAACCCCCAAUGUCCAGCCAUAUUCGUCGUCUCUCUCUUGCUUGGAAGCUCUCUAAGCCAGCUCAGCCAGAGCCAGUUACAAGCACGGAGACGACUUCUGAGAACGCCUUACAGCACUUCUUGGAACGCACCAAGCGUCAUUACUUGUCUGAUAUCGAGGAGUCGCGGGAAAAUGCCAACGAGUGGCUCAUGGUAAUGGGAAACGAGGCAGGGGAUUUAGACAGUAUCGCGAGCUCAGUAGGCUUUGCGUGGCUCAGCUCUCUGUCCAACACUACCGUUCCAUACAUACAGAUCAACAAGGAGGACCUCGCCUUGCGUGCAGAAAAUUUGUACGCGUUGCAGCUCGCUGGUAUUGAUAAUCCUCAGGAACAGCUGCUACUCGCCAACAACCUCGCGUCAUAUACACCCUUCCCCUCUGCGCGAUUCGGUCUUGUCGACCACAAUCGCCUUGGCUCUUUAUUCGUUUCUGAUGCUGCACGUGUAGAAGCCGUCAUCGACCACCACGAAGACGAGCACUUGUACUUGGAUAUCGCUGACCCCAGAAUUGUCGCUCCCGCAGGCAGCUGUUCUUCCCAUGUCGCCAACCUUUGUCCGUUCAACCUCCCUCGAGAAAUCGCUACCCUUCUGCUAUGUGCCAUUCUCAUUGAUACGAACGGUCUGAAGCCCAGUGGAAAGGCCGUUCAGGCGGAUCGUGAUGCUGUUCUUCGCCUCCUUCCAUCAGCGCGUCUGGAGCUCCCAUCUUCGUUCUCUUCCGCUAGCACAGAUGGCCUUCAUGAUAUCCCAUCCAUUAUAUCCUUGAGCUCCGUACUUGCCACAAAAAAGGCCGACGUGUCUCAUUUGAGUGCUCGAGACCUACUUCGGAGAGACUAUAAGGAAUAUACAUAUACCCUUCAAUGGCAUCCCGACAAGCCCACUGUGAAAGUUGGUCUUUCGACGGUACCGUUACGGCUCAAGGAUUGGGGGAGCAAAGGAAAACUGUUUUGCGAGGGAGUGGGGUAUAUGCAGGCCCGGGGGCUGCAGGUCCUGGGUGUUUUGACGACGUUUAAAAAAACCAAGAAAAAUGGAAAAGAGAAGACAAAACAUUGCAGAGAGAUGGCAUGGAUCGUUUUGUCAGACACAGGUUUAGACAAAAGACUGUGGCAGGGCUUGGAGGAGGACCAAGAGAUCAGGGUCGAGAGACACAAGUUUAAGACGGGGAAGGUGGUGGGGGAGGCGAACGUCAAGGUGUAUAAGCAAGGAAACGCAGGUGCAACUCGAAAGACCACAGCACCGCUGCUGAAACGCAUUCUUGAAUCACCUUCAUGACUACUUUAAUUCAUGAUCUCUGCUCUGAUGGCGAGACGUGAAAAUAAAUUCCUAAGUACAAACCAAUUCAUGUCUCCUACACCACUACAGGCGAUGGAUAGAUAACUAGAAGCGUUUAAACAUCUGAGUCUGCUGCAGCUCUUCGAUUUUUUACAAAUCAUCCCGGGAUACCUAAGUCUUUGCACCGCUAUCAGGUCGUUCCAAUUCUGCACUUCGAAGAUGCACGGCAAUACCUUCCAAGUCUCGUU